Messenger RNA from Seminavis robusta, 927 nucleotides. The record is from the annotation of a GenBank genome assembly. NCBI's taxonomy places the organism in Eukaryota, Bacillariophyta, Bacillariophyceae, Naviculales, Naviculaceae.
AUGGCCAACCAAUACUCUCGUGUGAAAUACAUUCUUCGCGGCAGGACAGUCAUGGCGAUGUCGCCAGCGAAGUUCCCACCAAUGUCCUCACCGGCGAAGGCUCCCCCCACUCCACCAUCACCAAAUGAAGACAGAAUCUUCGGCUUUUUCACCCAAGCCACCCCCCAGCGAUUGCCUCCAGCUUCGCCAAUGGUUGCAAGGACUGGAAAAGGAAAACCAAAAGACGACCGACUCUUUGGAACACCAGAAAAAGAGAACCAGCCGAACCAGCCGCCCGCUGGGAAGAGGCCACCCAGGACACCAGAAGACGCCCCACCGAUGAAAAGGAAUGAUGUGGUUCCCUCAAUCGAGAAGCAGAUCAACAGGCAACUCGCUGGUUUGGACCAAGACGGAUCCUACACCGGAGGGCACAUGGAAAUGGGUGAGUCGCCAUUUAUGUUCCUGCUCGCUGAUGUAUUUGUCACAAGCAGAACCAAAACUCACCGACUUGGCUGGUGGCAACGGAAAGCCUCACCGAAUUCGGUAACCACUGUUUCAUCCACAGAAGAAGAACCAAUCAGCGAGGGCACUCUUAAGAAGUGGUUGAUCGAGGAAUCACAGCACAAUGCCCGAAUCCUCGCCAAGAACGGGCCUUCCACACCACAUCGAAUGGGCGAACCAAAGCCACCCAAAGAGAAGAAGAAUGAGCCCCAGAAACAAAAGCUCCCAAAAGGUGGCAAAACAAGGAUCGACAAAAUCAUGAGGAUCAUCAGGAAGGACAUCACCAAUGAGUUCGUGCACAACCCAAGGAUGAUGGAGCUUUCGGCAGGAGAGAUAGCGAACCGAAUGGAGAGUGUGGCGAUGUUGUUGUCAUUGGAGGCAUCCAAUCUCCCCUCAGCUGUCAACCAUGCCAGAGCCCAAAAAAAGAACUCUUCCAAAAGUGUUUAA